UGUAGAAAAAUCAACCCUUUCAAAAAAAGAAGUAGAAAAAUCAACACGGCCAAGGUGGAAUCAUUCGUAGAGGAUUCGCCUAUAUAACACACUGACGAUGCGUUGCCACACGAAUGGAACAGCUUAGGAUAUUCCUAGUCGAGCGCACAAUGGCGUCUCCCCCAUCUUCCACCGUGAUCCAGAUGCCUCCAACACCACACAACAACGGCGAACCGACGCUGGCCCCGGCCACGCCAAAGGACGCCGGUGACGUGCCGACCACGGCGCCCGCAGCAGCUGCCGGACCAGCACCCACGGCGACGGACAAGGUGAUGUCGAGUGCGGCGAACCUCGCGCAGCUCCUGCCGACGGGCACAGUGCUGGCGUACCAGGCGCUGUCCCCGUCUUUCACCAACCACGGCAAGUGCUUCUCCUCCAACCAGUGGCUCACCGCAGCGCUGGUCAUCGUCCUCGCCGUCCUGUGCGUCCUCUUCUCCUUUACCGACAGCGUCCUCGGCCGCGACAAAAAGCUCUACUAUGGCAUCGCCACGCUGCGAGGUUUCAACGUCUUCAACUUCUCGGACGAAGAGGAGAAGCUGCAAUGGACUCCCGCCGAGUUCCGGAGGCUCCGCAUCCGGCCGCUGGACUUCGUGCGCGCCGUCUUCACGGCCCUGGUGUUCCUCACCGUGGCCUUCAGCGACGUGGGGCUGCAGAACUGCUUCUUCCCCAACACUGGCAUGAACACCCAGGAGCUUUUCAAGAACCUGCCUCUGGGCAUCGCGUUUCUGUCCAGUUUUGUGUUCAUGAUCUUCCCCACAAAACGGAAGGGCAUCGGCUACAGCGACACCACUCCUCGACAAAAGCUCACUUGAUGUUAAUAUCAGUUGUUUCUGAACAGUUAGAUAGAUUAAGAGUAUACCGUAAAUCGACGUAUAUAGUUACUGUAACUUUGUUGUUUAGAUCACUUGUUUUUUAAGUUAAAAUGUAGUGUAAUCAGGGUAUAGGAGUAGUAUGACUUAUUACAUUUUUUGGGGGAAAUACUUGUGUAUUGUUUAAUUUAUUCAUGCAAAAUUUAAUGAAACCAUUUGUGUGGGCAGAUGCCCUUGUUCGGUGCAGUUGUAAUGUUUAUCUUUUAUUUAGAGAGAAAAGGCAUGUAUAUAUGUACCUUCUUGUAUGAUAAAAAGAAUAAUUGAUGAACUUUCCUGAAAGUCUACCUAAACUCCUAAAUACUGAAGCCUGAAGUAUUUGAAUUUACCAAAAUCAUACCAAAUUUGCGGGGAAGGCGGGUGCUCUGCCCAUUUCAACAUAGGGACAUAGAAAAAAGGAGUAGAAAAGGUUACAUGGAAACAGUAAAAAAAGAUAAGAGAAAAGGAAAA
This is a messenger RNA of Aegilops tauschii subsp. strangulata, 1355 nucleotides long. Its product is annotated as protein DMP3. Gene Ontology annotation, biological process: endomembrane system organization. The record is from RefSeq and is a predicted model, not a curated record. NCBI's taxonomy places the organism in Eukaryota, Viridiplantae, Streptophyta, Magnoliopsida, Poales, Poaceae.